Monascus purpureus is the source of this 1819-nucleotide messenger RNA. The record is from the annotation of a GenBank genome assembly. Lineage: Eukaryota; Fungi; Ascomycota; Eurotiomycetes; Eurotiales; Aspergillaceae.
GAAGAAAUGAAGUCGAGAAGUGUUAUUACUAUUAAUAUUUAUUACCUAGCCUUUUUUUUUAAAUCCUGCAGGCCAUGAAAUACAACCAUGCGUAUAAUUGGUGGAGAAGUGUUGCAUCGUUGAAAUCUUUCAAUUAUGAACCGUUCAAUUUCUCAGUCCAAUUGACGCGGCAACUCGGUAAGAAAAGAGUUUCUGAGAUUUCUUUCCAGAACGAGAGACAUGGUCGGUUUUUAAUUCGAGGCGCAACCAACUAUUACCUAAAGCACGCGCUGCCAAUGGCAAUCACACUACACGCUUUUCUUCCUCAUCACAAAGAAAACUACAUAUGAGGCCUUUCUCAAGUCAAGCCUUGAAUUUAUCCAGCCGUACGAUGGGCACAGAGAAUGACACUCGCAUCCACAGGGCAUUCAUUGCCCUGGGGAGCAACAUGGGAGACCGUAUCGGUAUGGUUGAGAGAGCCUGUCUUGAGAUGGAAAGGGCAGGUAUCAAAGUCAAGAGGACGAGUUCUCUUUUCGAGACGGCUCCUAUGUAUGUUCUUGAUCAGGACCCUUUUAUCAACGGGGUGUGCGAGGUGCAAACUACUUUAACGCCCAUUGAGCUGCUGGAUGUUCUGCAAUCCAUCGAGAAUGGACUUGGGAGGAAGAAGAUUAUUGACAAGGGGCCACGGUCUAUUGACCUUGAUAUUCUUCUGUACGAUCAAGAAAUCGUCAAUCAUGAACGGCUUCAUAUUCCGCAUAAGCUGAUGCUGGAACGAGAUUUCGUGCUGCGGCCUCUUUGCCAAUUAAUCCCUCAUGAACAAUUUCCCAUCCCAGGAAAAAAAGCAGAGACGUUCCUCUCCCACCUCAACUCCCUCCCAGCACCCCCUUCUGCUCCCUUUUCCACAACCCAGAUUUCCUCCACCUUUCCAACCCUACACCCAACAGACCCGGGGCGCCCAACCCACAUAAUGGCCAUCCUCAACCUAACCCCAGACUCCUUCUCAGAUGGCGGCCUUCACCCCCCAACAGACCUAACAGCCUUAACAAACACAGUCCGCUCCUUCAUCGCAUCCGGCGCAACAAUAAUUGACAUAGGCGGCGAAAGCACCCGUCCAGGCUCAGCACCAGUCGGCGAGGCCGAAGAACUCUCCCGCGUUAUCCCAGCAAUCAAACACAUCCGCACCUCUAUCCCCGAAGCAGAUAACAUAGCCAUCAGCAUCGAUACGUACCGCGCCCGCGUCGCAGAGGAAGCCUGUGCCGCCGGUGCGGAUAUCAUCAAUGACGUUUCCUCGGGUCUGAUGGACCCGGAUAUGCUCCCUACCAUGGCGAGAACGGGUAAAUCUGUUAUCCUGAUGCACAUGCGCGGAACACCCACCACCAUGACAAAAUUGACCCAUUACCCCGACGGAGUUGUAAACGGUGUUGCUGCUGAACUGCGCGAUCGUAUUCGUGCCGCCGAAGACGCCGGGAUUCGUCGCUGGCGCAUUAUCCUCGAUCCGGGACUGGGAUUCGCGAAGAAUCAGUUGCAGGAUCUCACGCUGCUUCGGGAUUUGGGUCGGUUGCGUUGCGCGGAGGGUCUGGAAUACUUUCCCUGGCUUAUGGGGCCUAGUCGAAAGAGGUUCAUUGGUCGUAUCACGGGCGUUGAGAAGGCGAGUGAGCGGGUCUGGGGGACGGCCGCGACGGUGUCAGCUAGUGUUGCUGGGGGUGCGGAUAUCGUACGUGUUCACGAUGUCAAGGAGAUGUGGCAGGUUGCUAGGGUUGCAGAUGCUAUUUAUCGGGUUGAAAGUCUUGAGAAGGUGAAGAAGAGAGGAAGUGAAAUACAAGGCAAGGCAAGAACAUAA